AUGCGCCUCCUCUCCAUCACGGCCCUCACCCGCCUCACCACCACCACCACCACACGUCUCCCCAGCACCACCAUCCCCAUUCAACGCGCCUACCUCUCCACCACCACCACUCUCCUCAACGGCAAAUCCCUACCCCCACGCACGCCCCUCCUCGACACCGACCUCAUCGAAAACUUCCUCAAAGGCUCAGGCCCCGGCGGCCAAAAGAUCAACAAGACGUCUUCUGCUGUCCAACUCAAACACAUACCCACUGGCAUCGUAGUCAAAUACCAGGACACCCGGUCCAGAGAGGUCAACAGGAAGAUGGCGAGGAGGAUACUGCAGGAUAGGAUUGAGGAGAUGGAAUUGGGCGAGGGUGCGCGGACGAGGGUCAAGGCGAGGGAGAAGAGUAAGAAGAAGGCUAGUAGUGCUAAGAAGGCGAGGAGGAAGUAUAGGAAGCUUGCAGAGGGGAAAGAGGGAGAGGAUGGAGAAGAGGAGGGAGUAGAGGGUGUGGGUGUGGGCGUGGGUGGUAGCGAAGAGGGGGCAGAAUUGCGGGGAGAGGAAGAGCUGGUUGAAGGUGGUGAGAGGAGUAAGACGGCGGGUGGGUGA
Messenger RNA from Alternaria burnsii, 588 nucleotides. Its product is annotated as peptidyl-trna hydrolase domain containing protein. Gene Ontology annotation, cellular component: mitochondrion. Lineage: Eukaryota; Fungi; Ascomycota; Dothideomycetes; Pleosporales; Pleosporaceae. The coding region runs from base 1 to 588 and encodes 195 amino acids. The record is from RefSeq and is a predicted model, not a curated record. Gene Ontology annotation, biological process: translational termination. Gene Ontology annotation, molecular function: translation release factor activity. The transcript has a single exon.